This is a messenger RNA of Oryza sativa Japonica Group (Japanese rice), 7354 nucleotides long. RefSeq names its product separase. The record is from RefSeq and is a predicted model, not a curated record. Gene Ontology annotation, biological process: proteolysis; meiotic chromosome separation. NCBI's taxonomy places the organism in Eukaryota, Viridiplantae, Streptophyta, Magnoliopsida, Poales, Poaceae. Gene Ontology annotation, molecular function: cysteine-type endopeptidase activity. Gene Ontology annotation, cellular component: mitotic spindle; cytoplasm; nucleus.
UCCAGCGCGCAGAGCUCCGAAAUCCUCCUCCUUUCCCGCCCAUCCCCGUCCCCGAAAUCCCCAAAUACGCGCACAAAAAUUUCCCCACACGCGGCGCCGCAAGCGCAAUCCGCACCACGGCAAUGGAGGCCGCCGCCGCCGACCUCCUCGCCGCGCUCUCCUCCCCGUCCUCCCAAUCCGGCCUGACCUCCCGCUUCGCCGCCUACCUCGAGCCCUUCUCCCCCUACCUACCCACGCUAAACCCUAGCGCCAAACCGCCGGCGAAGAGGACGGCGAAGCAGCGCAAGCAGCAGCCGCCGCCGCCGCCACCCGACGCGGCCACGGUCCGCCCGCUCGCUAAGCGGUUCCUCCCCUUCCUGUGCCGCGCGCUCCAGGUACUCCCGCUGCUACUCCGCCCCAACCCUAGCUCAGGCGACGCCGGGUGCACCGACGAGCUGCUCGACGUUUACGCCCUCCUCCUUGACUGCCUCGCGGUCAUAUCGGCGUGCCUCGCCGGGAAGCCCUACUCCGUGCUGCUCCAGCGCGGCCGAUUCGUGUGCUGCCUCGAGUCGCGCGGACACUACGCACGCGCCGAGGCGGACGCUGCUGCCACUCUGGAUUCGCUUCGGUCUGUGCUGUCAGUGCCGACGGCCUCAAAGUCUCGCCGUGCUGCGACUGCGAGUUUUGCUUCCCUCCUUCCUGAUCCUGGCAUCUCAGGGGAGGCUGGUGCGGACCCUGAAGUCACCAUCCUCGCGAUUGAGCUCACCGUGUGCUUUGCUAAUUGUGCCAGCAAGUGCAAGGUGAAGGAAGCUGCCCCAUACGAACGGGUUGUCAGCCUUGUUGACCAACUCCAGCCAUGGCUUCGGAUUCUGGCUGAGGAUGUCAGCAGGAAGUAUCUGACACUGCUUGUGAAUGCAUUAAGUCGCUGUGCCAUUCUCUUGGUUGCUGAAUAUUCAGUGUUCAAUACCAACCUUGUGUGUGAAUUCUGUCGUGCAACCUUGGGGGAGUGUAUGAAGGCGCAAACUAUUGAACGCUUGCCGGCAGUUGCUCGCAAGAUUUGUUCAUCUGUAGAUGUGAGUUGGGGUGGGGGCACUCAGCUUUUGCUUGAUGUCUUAAAGACCGUUGUUGGGUCUGCUGCAUGUCUAAAGGCUGACUUACCAAGGGCUGUAAAUGGGCUUGUAGAAUUUGUAGCAUAUUUUUCUCGAAGCUUUGUUUCUUCAAAUUGGGAUUUAUCUGUUGGUGCUGCUGAGCUAAUUUAUGAACAAGGUGGUUAUUUCUCUGAGGUUUCCUCAACCCCUGCAACUGCCUCAGUACUUAUUCUUUAUGCCAUUGGAUUAUACUGUAGUGCUCAGCAAAUUGAAAAUAGAGAGCGGCCUCAUAAAUCCACAGAUUUUCUUAAUGAUGAAAAGCAUCUACAAACUUUAAAGAGUGCCCUUGCCACACUGGCACAUCUUUUUUGUUUUGCCAAUGGUAGAUCCAUUCCACUUGAUACUAUGGGUAAAGCUUCUAGUUCAUCAAUGCAGCCUGGGCAUUCUAAUAAGAAGAACAGUUUGUCUCACUCUGAUGACCAUAUAUCUUUUGUGGCAUACCUGGAUUCGCUAGAGUUUCUUUGCAAGAUAUUAUCACAGUACGUGAAUGCAGUUUGGAAGAACUUCUCUGAAGGAAUAACACCCAAUUAUUCUAUAAACAUGACCUAUGUGUUAACAGCACUGCAUCAGUUUAUCAAUUCCAGCAUUGCAGCUUAUAGCUGUACAGAAAUGCCUGAAGGAGACAAGGAUAAACAGCAUGAACAACAUGGAACCUUGCUGAGAGCCCUAGUUUCAGCAAUGAAAGUUUCUUUUAUUACCAAUGAAGGUAUCCAGAAGAGCGUGUCCUUCAUCAAAUGUGCCAUUUCAAGUACAUGGAUAAAACUUGAUGAGAUCAAAUUUCUCAUGUCCUCACUUGGUAACAUCGGUGUGACGCUUUACAAUAUUGGACAUUUGGAUGAGGCACCAAAGGCUUUAGAGCUAUGUUGUCAAACAGUAUGGGUGUAUGCCAGGCUUUCUUACCAUAGACUAUCUGCAAGCCAGGACGAACAGAGAAUUAUUGAGGAUAUACCGAAAGAUACAUUGAAGGACAUCAGUAUGGAUGCGUUUGCUAAGAUUACCAAGAUGGUUGACAUUCUCCAUAGAUGUGGAGUAAAAAUAAUACCUGAUAUUAUUGUGAAGAGCUUGUCUGAAUUGCUGGCUAAUGAUAGCACAUCCGAAUUUUUGAACAGUUCAUUAGUCCUCAUCAAGUUGUGGGUUAAGAUAACACACAAAGAUGCUAAGGAUGAUGAAAGUGUUGAUAGUGCUCCCCUUCUGUACCACUCUCUUAUGGGUUGUACACCUCCUUUGCCUACAAAGUUGGUAGGCUUAAUUUUAGAGCAGGAAUUAUUGGCUUAUGCAUUAGUUGAAUCUCGAGGCACUAUGUUUUGUGUAGAAAUGCAAAAGAGGAUCACAAACAUUCUGUUGAAUAAAAUAUACUGUUCAAAGGAGUAUUAUUUGGAGAGAUCGAGGGUCCUUGUUAGAAAGGCACGUGUGCUUCGUACAUGUGGAGUGCAAAGUAUAAGCAGCUGCCUUGAGUCUUUAUCUGAAGCCAUAUCUUUACUGCGAGACAUCCCACUGGAUUCAUCUCAAGGCAAUGCACCUGCAAUCCAUCAAUUAGCUAUUGCAUACUGCCUGCAUGCACAUUGUGCGCAGGAAGCCAAUCUUGGUGCGGAGGUAAUCUUUGAUAGCGCUCAGAAUGUAUUUGGCCUGUGGUCAAAGAUCAAAACUUUUGGUUACUAUUCUCCUGGUAUGAUAUCUCAGCAGCCAUCAGAAAAUCUUGUACCACUUCUUUGUUCUUUGGUUGAUUUGUUGGCAAUGAAGGGCUGCUUUGAGCUUCAAUUUGAUCUGUGCAAGCUUAUGAUAAUUAUAUGGAAGCAAGAAAACUUACCCCCUGAAAAGUUAUUUUCCAUGCUAUUUACCAAUGGGCGCCUCCAUCAUGCGUGUUGUCAUCUCCCAAUGGACCAACAAUUUAUUUCAAUUGCAGAGCAUCAUCUUGAUGUUGAUUGCCAUAGUACAGAAUUUUGGAGAAACUGUUUUAAAGGAGACCAUCCUUCUCUUUGUAUGUUUCUCCAGAGAUUGUGGCCUAUUGAUUCCUUUAUUUCUACGACAUGUGAACCUUCCUUUCGAAGGGAAUUUGGUUUCGGUGGUAGUGUUCAUGAGGUUGAUAGUGUCGCAUCAUCUUUGGUUUCUGAUGCUACUGUAAAUGAUCAAUCAACCUUUCUAGCUGGCUAUCUGUACUUUGAUUUAUCAGAAAGACUUCUAUCAAGAGGAGAACUUUUCCAGGCCUUUUCAUACGGAAAAGAGGCCUUGCAUUUACGCAAGAAGCUCCUAAGAAAGAAAUUCAAAUUCAAUUUUGGCAAGUUUACAAGUGGGGAAGCUCAAUGUUCUGGAGGGCAAAACUCUGUUUCACUUGAAGCAUGGGGAUCAACAAUAACUGAAAUUUGGCCAGAUUCUACCAGAUCAACUGGAACAAGAGAUUCUUUCCUUACUCCUUGGACUGUACUCCAGUGCUAUCUUGAUAGCAUUUUGCAGGUUGCUUUGCUGCAUGAAUUGAUUGGUAAUGGUGCCGAAGCAGAAGUUUUGUUACGAACAGGAAAGGAUAUAUCACAAUUUCAAGGAUUGCCGGUUUUUGGUGUCCUUUUCGCAUCAGCUUUAGGUCAAAUAUACCGCAAGAGACAGCAAUGGGACACCGCAGAGGGCGAGCUUAAAUAUGCCAGGGAUCUUCUUGCACAAAAUGCUACAUUCAUUUCGUGCAAGCUCUGCAAGUUAACUCUGGAUAUAUCACUUGAUGUGCAAGCUGGAGAUCUAUUUUGGAGUCUAUAUGAGAAAGACUUUCAGAAACAGUCAGCAGGCAAUUUGUCUAAUGCUCUAGGCAUGUAUCAGUCUGCCCUGGAUAAACUGAACGGCACCAAAUUGGAAUCUCCUGUUGACUCAUAUGAUAAGCUUAAAACUACUUGCAUUAUCUGCAGCAAAUAUGGGAAAGAACCAUUAGCUGCAAAUGAUGGAGUGUUACCUUCAUGUACUGUAUGUGCAAAUUUUAGUCAGGCUUCCGGUGAUCACUCGAAUGAGUUUACGGCAUUAAAAUUUCUGAAACAUAAGGAUUCUGAAUGUUGUCCACCAUUGGAUGUUAAAGUUAAAAGGACAACCAGAAAUUCAUCACGUUUAGCUAAAGAACAGAAUGUGGAAGCUCAUGUAAAAACUAGGACGCGCUCUAGUAAGCGAACUGCUCAUAUGAAAGGUGAAAAGGCUUCAACUGAGCUACACUGUAAGAAUGGCCUAUCUUGCAGCGAUAAUCUGUCCACAGAUACUUUGGUCCGUGGAAAAGCAAACUGUAUCCUUGAUGGCGUUGACCAGAGCAUAGAUUACACAUGCAGUAUAUUUGGAUGUUGGAAUUGCCUUUUUGUGAAUACACUCAACUCUGGGUCCAUCCAGAAUAUUUUGCAAUUCAGAUGGGAUUGUGUUUGGCAUCACAACCAUGUGUCUAUCCUGUUAAAAAUAGCAAAAGCCUUGGGUGCUCAUGGAGGAUUGCAUGGAGCUCAUAAAAUUCAUAAUAUCUAUUGGCAGUGCAUAUCAUUGUUGUACUUUAGAUCCCUUCCUCAGGAUUGUUAUAGAACUUAUGAGCAUAAUUUAUUUGGACUAAUCAUGGAUCAGAGCACUGGUGAUUUUCUUAUUUCAGAGAGGGCAGAAAUAUUAUAUAGUAUGAGUUUGUUUUUGCUCAAGGGCUUCCUUUCAGAACAGUCAAGGGACAUAUGCUGCCGCUUCUGCAGUGUACAAAUGUCUGAUGUUGUUCCUUGGUUGCUGAAAGCUUUUGUGCUGUCCAGAGAGAAUCCCUCACUUUUUCAGGAGGUUUGCAGGCUACUUGCAUGUAUAUUCUUACUUGCAACGAUUGAUUCCACGGCUCAAUUACCUUUAUACUCCAGUGGAUCUCUCUCUUUGAAUCAUUGGGCUGCAUACUUUCAUCAGAAUUCUGUUGGAACCUAUCUCGAUUGCCAGUACUUUGCUGGCUUAAAAUCAUUACUCAGAAAAAAUGACUCGAAGGCCGCUCUUGAAGAUUUUUCAAAUGCGUCAGAUGAGAGUCUCUCAAAGUUUUUCAGGUUUUCAUCAGCAGACAUAGGACAUCUUGAGAUACAUAUAAAAGAAUUCUUCCAUAAGCUUCCUGAUGUACCAAUUGUGUGCAUUAGCAUGCUUGAAGGUGAUUUUGUGAAUGUUCUUGGGGAAAUUCUUCUUCUCCCUUCUUAUUUUCCUGCUUGGAUGAUGCUUUCGAGGUUUGAUUCAACAAACAAACCUAUUACAAUGCUUUUGCCAGUGGAUGCUAUUUCUAAAGAAACCCAACAUGAAGAUUCCUGUACCAAAGAACUGGACAAUCUAAUGAGAGCCACAGAUAAGAAUUGGCAGUGCCCUUGGGGCUACACUAUAAUAGACUACGUGGCUCCUACUUUUAGAAAGAUACUUGAGGAGAACUUUAUUUCCCUCUCUAGUGCAACCCUCACUCUGAAUGAUGGACAAGCAAACCAUGUAAAGUGGUGGUCACAUAGAAUGAAGCUCAACAACCACCUUGAUAAGAUGCUGAAAGACAUGGAGGAAUCAUGGCUGGGGCCAUGGAAAUGCCUUCUCUUGGGGUAUGAUUUAACUGACCAACACAUUGAGGAAGCUCUGACAAACCUGAUUGCUGGUCUGGAAUCAGAAUUCAAAUUUGAAGUAAAUCCAGUGCUCAUCAAGGUCAUCCUUGGUGGUGCUAUGUCAGUGGAUGAAGUGCAGGACUGUGUUUCCCAACUUAUAUCGUAUAAAGGAUAUUUUGGCCGAGGAGGGUGUUGUGGGAAAGACAGACUUAGAGCCUUAUCUUCUUGCUGUAUUGAGUCUGAAGCUCUGGAGACAGUCGAAUGCUUAAUAAAAAGUACAGUGAAUGAGCUGAUUGAACCAGUUGAUAGAGAUCCAGUCAUUUUUGUUCUGGACACUAAUGUGCAGAUGCUUCCUUGGGAAAACUUGCCUGCACUAAGGAAUCAAGAAAUUUAUCGCAUGCCAUCAAUUGGAAGUGUCUUUCUAGCUUUGACUAGAAGUAAUAAUUAUUGGAAAGAUGCCCGUGUUAUAGCUCCUCCUUUUCCUGUCAUUGACCCUUUCAACGCAUUUUAUCUGUUGAAUCCUAGUGGAGACCUGAGCAGUACACAAGAAGAAUUUGAUCAGAUGUUUAAGAACUACGAAUGGAAGGGAAAGGCUGGGUAUGCUCCAACAGCUGAAGAGCUGGUGUUGGCCUUGAGGAAUCAUGAUCUUUUCCUUUAUUUUGGUCAUGGAAGUGGAACUCAGUAUGUCUCUGGAAAGGAAAUUGAGAAAUUAGAUAAUUGCGCAGCUGCUCUUCUUAUGGGUUGCAGUAGUGGAACAUUGCGUUGCAAAGGGUGUUAUGCUCCUCAAGGAGCCCCUUUAUCAUAUUUAUCUGCUGGUUCUCCAGCUGUUAUCGCAAAUCUCUGGGAUGUGUCAGAUAAGGAUAUUGAUCGAUUCAGCAAAGCAUUGCUCGGUUCAUGGUUGCAAGAGAAUUUUGUAGCGGCCAAAAAUUGCUCGAAGUGUUGCCAGCUAACACGAGAAUUUGAAUCCAUGACCAUUGCUGUGGAGGGUAAUGGCAGGCCGAGGCGAAGAGGCACACGAGGGAAGAAGUCCGAACGAAUGAAUAACUGUAGUAAGCGUUGCACUUGUGGCAACAGGCGAGUAGCUUCAUAUUUAAGUGAAGCUAGGCGUGCUUGCAGGCUUCCUCUUAUGAUCGGUGGAUCUCCCGUUUGCUACGGUGUGCCUACCAUCAUUAGGAAAAAGUAACUGCCCUGUGCUCAAGUGGGAGAUUUUGGGUGUCCAAUGCGCCUCCUGGUUCUGGGCAUUGAGCAAUCGAUGACAUGAUGGUGUAUGGCGUUUGACAGAAGUGAGCAUUCUUGGCACCGCAUUGCACGAGCUCGCAUGUGCUUGUGAUGUUUGUGAUAUUCAUUCGCCAUCUGGGAAUGUAGAUCAGGCAAGAUGGUGUGAAUUGGCAGAUGCCUUCGAUCGACGGUUUACUAGAAGAUCUGCUGUGGAAAUGCUCAUCGACCGUCGUGAAGAGAUACAAAUCUUUCUUCUUGCAAGUAUAUACAAGUAAAUGAUUAUAUUAAUAUAUGCUCUGUAGAAUGUAGUUAUGAACAAAAUUGUAAUGUUAUGUUACGGGAAAUCAUUUAGAGCAUGUAUGUUGAUGUCAUAAAGUGUAGGGCACUUCAACGAUGAAGUGUCGAACUCAAUGAUAAUGUAUUCUACAGUUUCUAUGUUUGGUUGAAACAUGAGCUCAGGUCAUUGUAAGA